AUGCAGGCCUUAAAAGGACAAGCUGAGCUUGUGCGCAAGGCAAAGCUUGCCCGCUCGUAUCAGGAGCUUCUCGAGUACGACCCGUUUCCCUUGUGA
Molecule: messenger RNA, 96 nt
Organism: Fusarium graminearum PH-1
Lineage: Eukaryota; Fungi; Ascomycota; Sordariomycetes; Hypocreales; Nectriaceae
Exons: 2
Coding region: 1-96 (31 amino acids)
Source: RefSeq, a predicted model, not a curated record